GGAGAGAUAGCAAAUCCCAUUAGAGAGAAAAGGAAAAAUAGACUCUACUGCCAGUCUAUUAAUCUAGCAAGUCUAUUUUCUAUGUACACAAUAAUUAUUGUACUCAUUAUACAAUUAUUAUAUUAUGUAUUAUAUUAUUGUACAAUAACAUUUUGACAAAUGACAAUAAACUGUUGUCGACAAGUAAGGAACUGAACAGCUGCCAAAAUAUGAGUACAAUUACAGAAUCUUUUGAACCUGUAAGUAAAAGAAGUUGUGAAGGAGUUGCUAUUAAAGUAGAUAAGGAAAAAAACAACGAACGUCUAAUAGUAGUUACUGGAUUUGGGCCUUUUGCUGGACAUGAAUUGAUGAAUGCAAGUUGGGAGGCAGUACGAAUUCUUCCUGAAACAUUAAUAAGCAAAAACCAAAAUCACUAUAAGGUUGAAAAAAUAUUUAUUGCAGUUACGUAUGACGAUGUUGAUAAAAACAUUGAGAAUAUUUGGAAAAGGAAUCCAGAUCUCGUUAUACAUUGUGGCGUUAAUGGAGAAGCAAAAACGCUUCAUAUAGAAAACACAGCUCAUAACAAAAAAUUUGACCGUGUAGAUUAUUCUUGCAAACUAUUGCCAGGAUCUACCGCGUCUCUUGCGAACAAUGGAAUUGAUUGCAAGAAACUAGAGACAAAAUUGAACGCGAGAAGAAUUUCCGAGAGAAUUAAUAAAAAUCAGGAAUGUUUAAAACAAAACCCAGUUUUGGUUUCAAAUGACUGUGGAAACUAUUUAUGUGGAUAUAUUUAUUUGAAGUCUUUGGAUGUUGACUGCAGAAGAACUUUGUUUAUUCAUGUGCCACCUAUCAAUAAACCUUUUACUUCUGAAGAAACAAGUUUUGUGCUAUGGAGUAUUGUCCGAGAAUGUAUUGAACAAAUUGAAUCAAAUGCACUUGAUUAUAAUGAAAACGAAGAAAGGUUACAGGAGUUCAAAAACAAAUGAAAAUUAAAUAUAAAAAUUUUUUUUUUGCAUAAUUUUGUAAACAAAUAAAAUUUUAAUUUUCUGUAGACUUUCGAAUUCGAAAAUGGACGAUAUGUUCAAUAUUUGCAUUUAACAUUAAGAUUAAUUGUUAAGAUAAAUUAUUUAAAAUUAAAAUAAAUUCACUGUGCAUAAGUAAAUGUAUGUACAUUAUCGUAAUUACGUGAAGACAAAUGUUUUUAUUAUAUUACUAUAAACAAACAUAUGUACAUCUAAACACUUCCGGCCGACCCACUUAAUUAAAUUUACACUUUUUUUUAUUAGACAAAAUAGAAGUAUGUGAAGUUAUUGGAUAUAGUUAACAGUCUAUUGAGUUUAACCGAAAGAAAAUUAGACACAAGAACAAAAUAAAAACAUGAAAUUAACAUAAAAAAAUUUGAAAUAUUAUGAAUUUAGUUGCUUCGUAUGUUCUUUAAUUAUUUUUUUAAACUACAUUAUUUCUAAUUAGGUAAUGCUCAGUAACCUCAAUUAUAUAUUUUAUUAAACAAUUGAAAUGUACGUAUGUAGGUGCUUACGCCUUUAAAUAGGUGCAUCAAACUAACAAAUUAUUCAAAACUUUG
This is a messenger RNA of Condylostylus longicornis, 1561 nucleotides long. Its product is annotated as pyroglutamyl-peptidase 1. The coding region runs from base 210 to 965 and encodes 251 amino acids. The transcript is spliced from 2 exons. Gene Ontology annotation, biological process: proteolysis. NCBI's taxonomy places the organism in Eukaryota, Metazoa, Arthropoda, Insecta, Diptera, Dolichopodidae. The record is from RefSeq and is a predicted model, not a curated record.